AUGACUUCGCUAUCAACACUCUCGACGACAGCGCCCUUGUGGGUUGCUGCACGACCACAGACCUUUCUCCAUCUGGCCGUAAGGACAUACUCCGGAGUCGCAGUCACGACCUUCAACACCUCCAGUCUCGCCAGAAACCGCUCCUCACCAUUCACCUACACCUCCAAGCGAUUUAUCUCCUCAACGCCCAGAUCCCAGAUCAAAGAAUACUUCCCACCUCCCACCACCCCAGGUGUGAAAGAGGUGACGUCGGCAUGGGUGCACCCGGUAUACACCGAGUCUCAGAUGGAGAGCGUGAAGAUUGCACACCGCGAAGCCACCAAUUGGUCUGAUUGGAUCGCCCUGGGCACAGUCCGUGUCUUUCGAUGGGGUAUGGACUUUGCGACGGGAUACAAACACCCCGAGCCGGGACAGGAGACGUCGGAGAAAUUCAAGAUGACAGGUAAAAAAUGGCUGGCCCGGUUCAUCUUUUUGGAGAGUGUAGCGGGUGUGCCUGGCAUGGUUGGCGGUAUGCUGCGACAUCUGCGCAGCUUGCGACGGAUGAAGCGCGAUAAUGGAUGGAUCGAAACCCUCCUGGAAGAAGCAUUCAACGAGCGCAUGCACUUGCUAACCCUCCUCAAACUGGCUGAGCCGGGCUGGUUCAUGCGCCUCAUGGUUCUCGGCGCCCAGGGCGUCUUCUUCAACGGCUUCUUCCUGGCCUACCUUGUUUCCCCACGCAUCUGCCACCGAUUCGUAGGCUAUCUGGAAGAAGAGGCGGUGCUCACCUACACACGGGCCAUCAAGGAUCUUGAGAAUGGCCAAUUGCCUGAAUGGAAUGAGCUCAAGGCACCCGCGAUCGCCGUACAAUACUGGCAGAUGCCUGAGAACCAGCGCACUAUGCGCGACCUGCUGCUCUACAUCCGCGCCGACGAGGCCAAGCACCGCGAGGUCAAUCAUACACUGGGCAACCUCAACCAGGAGGUCGAUCCCAAUCCCUAUCAGACACAGUACCGGGACCCGAGCAAGAGUCAUCCGAGCAAGGGUAUCGAGAAUCUGAAGCAGACGGGUUGGGAGCGGAAGGACAUCUUUUAG
Penicillium canariense is the source of this 1071-nucleotide messenger RNA. Its product is annotated as alternative oxidase. Gene Ontology annotation, biological process: alternative respiration. The transcript has 3 exons. Gene Ontology annotation, molecular function: alternative oxidase activity. The record is from RefSeq and is a predicted model, not a curated record. Bases 1 to 1071 code for a protein of 356 amino acids. Gene Ontology annotation, cellular component: mitochondrion. Lineage: Eukaryota; Fungi; Ascomycota; Eurotiomycetes; Eurotiales; Aspergillaceae.